UGGCCAUGGCUCAUGUAUCUAAAGGAAUUACUUUUCACAUUUCGACGAUGGUAAUUUUCAGAUCCGUGCACCCUUCUCUUCAUCAACCCACACUUGUGUGAAAUAUCACAAAACACCCCCUCCAUUACUACCAUGCAUAAGGAGGCCUUCAUCGAGCAAUAGAUGCAUGUUCAUAUUUAUCUAUUUCAUAAGAUUUUCACAAAUUAUGUUUGCAUUUCAAUGUUGGUACACAACAAUCUACAUGAAUGAAUGCUGUCACGUUAAUGGGUGGCUAUAGAGACGGAAACGUUAACCCAGUACAAACGGACUAAUUUGUAAAUAUGCUGACCACUAAGACACUUCCGACUGGUUUCUAUACGAGGCCGAGGUUGUAUGACACGGCGAAGUAGUUUUGGAUAACUGAAGUCGGUAACGAACGCAACAUAGCGGUGUGCCUAUAAAAUAACGUUUUAAAUCACUGCAUAUGAUCUGCUGUGACAUGGAUCAAAAACAGGGAGGCACAAAGCAAAUGGAAUAAAUGUGAGCUGUGCCAAAAGUGCCGCGGGAGAGAUGCGUGCUUCUUGUCGCAUUGAAAUAUAUGGAAGAGGAACACGCACAGAUCAGAGAACAUAUGCAAAUUAGAGACAUCGAUUGUUAAUAACGUAAAUGGGCGUUGCCAUGACACUUGAGUGGAGGGGAUGAUGGCUUGAGGCGCCCGAUGCAGUGGCAGCCAAAGGAGGGUAAACAUCCCAGAGGGAUGACCACCGUGGAGCGGGAGCAAUGAGAUUGGCUCGUGUGCAGGAUCUCGAUAUAUUGUUACAUGCCGAGGCCAUGAGUGAUGGCGAUGACUUGGAGAGGCCUUCAUAUAGCAAUGAAUGGAUCAUGGCUGAUCCUAAAAUGUCAAAGACAGGACGGUUCAUUUAAAUGGUUUUAAGUCAAUGGAAUCUAAAAUUGGGAAGAUGCAGUUGUUUUGCAGUGAUCGUGGACUUUCUAACAGUUGUAAUGCCGCAUAUAAACAUUACUCAAAAUUAGGAAGCGGAAAAUAAAAUAUUCGCAUCUCAUGCAACUUAUUAUGUCCCCCUUACACGAGAGAUCUCUCUCAGCACAGCUUACAAAUGCAAACGCGUGUCAGGAUGGCGCCGCGUAACAGACGGACGGAGAUGUCUUAGCGCACAGUGAAUGGGUUAAGUAUCCCCGCUGCUCACUGGAAUGCAGCCACACCUGCUUAUUGUGAACAGCCGAGGAUCCUGCUACACGGCCUUGAGGCUUUUCGGGGCGGAAUUGUGCUGAAAUCAGUAGGAGCCACCGAUCCAGUUCGCCUGCCUGCAGUAGCAAAUGCAGGCGCACCCCACACACCCUUAAGACAUUAAGUAUUUAUCUCGCGGGGGGGGGGGGGGGGUGGUUGGAGCCCCGAGCACCAUCUCUGCAGCACUGGCAAGCGGUGGUGCAAGUAGUAGCAUGGCGUGCCUUGGCUGCUGGACCUGCCGAAAGGCGGAGUCUGGCUAUGGAUCUGAAGCAAAUCUGCGCCGCCAUGGCUCCAUGCUGUCAGUCACUUCUGCUACGAGCAGCUUCUCGGCCACUUCAACCUCUUCCUUAAAGAAGGGGCGCAGCCUCAGGGAGAAGUUGUUGGAGCUGGAAACGUUCCGGGACAUCCUGUGCCGCCAGGUGGACUCGCUACAGAAGUACUUCAACGCCUGCGCGGGUUCCAAUGACUACCUGCACCGGGACGCAGCGGAGCUGGAGGAGGAUGUCGAUGACGAUGAUCUGCCUACGCCACGACCUAAUGGAGAGGUUCCGCCCAACAGCAAUGGCAGUAAGGACAAAGUGUUCCCACCUCACUUGCCCAAGGGAAUGAAUGGGCUGGAUUUCAAAGGGGAGGCUAUCACGUUUAAGGCCACCACUGCUGGAAUCCUGUCCACACUGUCACACUGCAUUGACCUCAUGGUGAAAUGCGAGGAGGGCUGGCAGAAGCGUCUGGAGAAGGAGCAGGACAGAAGGAGACGCCUGGAGGACGCUUACAGAUACGCGAUGGACAAGCUGACGACAAAGGCUUACAUGGCAGGCCCGGAUUUUGAGGAAGGGCCCAACAGCAUAAUGAACGAUGAGGAAUUCUACGAUGCCGUGGAGGCUGCAUUGGACCGGCAAGACAAGAUCGAGGAGCAGAUCCACGUGGAGCGGACCCGCAGCAUCGUGCCUACCUCCAUCGCCUCCACGGAGACAUACGCGUCCGUGGGCAACCACCGCUUCUCCCAGCAGUUGGAGGAACUGAUUCAGAAGCACAUGGAGUACUCUCUUCAAGAUGUUGGAGGUGACGCCAACUGGCAGCUCAUCGUGGAGGAGGGCGAUAUGAAGGUUUACCGGCGGGAGGUGGAGGACAAUGGCGUCGUGCUGGACCCUCUGAAAGCCACGCACACCGUCAAGGGCGUCACCGGCCAUGAGCUGUGCCACUACUUCUGGGACGUCGGCGUCAAGAAUGACUGGGAGACAACCCUUGAAUCCUUCAGAGUGGUGGAAACACUGGCAGACAACACCGUUAUAAUAUAUCAAACACACAAGCGGAUAUGGCCGUCCACGCAGCGAGAUGCACUGUACCUGUCCUGUCUGAAAAACGUCUCCACUGCCAAGGAAAACUACCCUGACACGUGGAUCGUCUGCAACCUCUCCGUUGAUCACGCAGACGUGCCCGUGACUGGAAAGUGCGUGCGGGUAAAGAUCAACAUAGCCAUGAUCUGCCAGACGUUCGUGAGUCCACCGGAAAAUGGACAGGACAUCAUGCGAGACAACAUCCUCUGCAAGAUCACCUACGUGGCCAACGUGAACCCUGGAGGCUGGGCCCCGGCUGCUGCCCUGAGGGCCGUGGCCAAGCGGGAAUACCCCAAAUUUCUCAAGAGAUUCACUACCUAUGUCAAGGAGAGGACGUCCAACAAGGGCAUCAUGUUCUAGAUGCGGGUCUAAUGAAGGCCUGCUGAUGACCUCACUGCAUAUGGAGCUUGAAGUUCGUGUUUUACUCGCUGAAGUCUGUACAAGCCUUCAACGGCAGGACAUGCUUUCUUGAGGAUAUCUCAUCCAGCCGGUCACAUCAGCCAUGCAUAUCCUUGUCACUUUUUGCACAACACUGACAGUGCUGUAUAGUACAACUUACACCUGUUAAUCUCCCCUCAUUGCUUUUCUGUUCCAUGUGCUUACCAGUGAUCGGUUUGGAAGCUGAUACAGCAAACCUCACAGAGAAUAUUUUUUUUAUUGCAUUGGAAACUAAUGGAUUUUUUUAGGUUUUGGGAUUUUAUAAAGGUUCAAACUCGGUGUCUUACCAAUAGGUUAUUGACUAUUCCAUUGAUUUUAUAUCUUAUGUUUUACAAAUGUCUUUGUCAUUUUCUAUAGCUAUAGGCCAUCCAUGUAGGUUUGUGUUUUGCAUUAAGUAGAUGAGCUACCAAGCUAUGCUGUUGCCAAAUUGCUCAUGUUUUGUUGGCUUUGAGGCUUUGAGGCACGUGGUUGUAUAUGUAAGGUGAACUUUAGUAGGUGAUAUUGCUGCUUUCCACCGGAUUGGAAAUUUGAUAACGCAAAUCCACAGCGCUUGAAAACAGCUUGGACUGAACAUAGAGCUCACAGUACAACGUACACAUUCAAACAAGACUCUUGCACGUUAGCGGUGCACAGUUUAGCGUUGUGAAUCAAACAUGUCCCGCCUAAAAUGUAUAUUUUAAGUGCUCGUAUAAAAGAUGCAAUUUAAUAACAUUGUCCAACAUUACAUUUUAAAAUUUAAUAGUAAAUGCCAAGGUUUUUUUUUUCCUACUGAAACUCGCAUACCUUGUACAGUUUCUACUUUUGCCUUAACCAGCAGUGUGACUUGGCUCGAGUGAGAAACUCUUGCGAGUCCUGAUGGGCUUGAGUCCAAUCAUCCUCGCACAUCGUCACGACUCCCUAUGGCUAGGCAUGAUUCACACACGCAGUGCAUUUCAUGACACUUGUGUUGAAUGAUAUAUCUGAUUUAAAAAAAAGAUAAACGCAAUAUAUAUGAAAACAAAAAAAUCGUACUGUAUCCUUCCUAAUUUCAUCAUGAAAUAGCCAGGAAGCACUUUGCAUUACUUCCACCUUUUGGGGAAAAUUAAUAACAUCUUCCAUAUCGGGCACCUGGUGUAUAUUAUGCGAAUAGCACCAUGGACAUCAUAAUGAGAUGUGUAUAUCUGGGUGAAAUUUUGUUGUUGAACCUUUAUCUGUAUACUGCAUGAUUAUAGCCCUAUAUGUUGGUCAGUGAGAAUUGAGACUCAUGUUGUAAACAAAAACUGUCGUUGGAUGUGGCCUGGUGUCCUCGACUCCCCCGGGGGACAUUCUCAGCCUUAGCUUGGAGCUGGCUUGCUAAGUGGUAGAGAGCAAAGUCUUGGAGACUGCCUUUAGCCCUGUAAUAAAAUAACAAACAAUCGUAAUUCUUGGGGUUUUUUUGUGUGUGUUAGAGGGAAAAAAGGUAGAUUGAGUUGAAAAGAUCAAAAUGUUCUGCAUAAAGGUGGAACUGGGAUAUUGCGAAUCUCAAUAUACCAGUCAAGACGCUGGGUUAGGAUAACGUAAAGCUGCUUUCCCUAGGAGGACAUGAAAAUAACAAUUUUAAAAUUUCCGUUAUGUUUACCACUUCCGUGGCACUACAACCAUUAAUCGCAAGAGUGGGAAAUACUUAAUGUAUCACAGAUGUGAUUACGGGUGUUUGGUGAUGUAAGCGAACACAAGUUAAGUAAGCCGAGUGUUGUGCAGCAUUGUGCUGUUGUUACAAUGUGCCCUACAGCGAGCUACAUGCAUUGUACAUCUAUUUGAGAUUAAUGUUAUAUAGAUUGCACCAAUGUACCGUUAUGUAAAGCUGACUAAUAACAUCCUUUUUGCGUAGUUCAAUUAAAAACAUUUUAUUUUUGUAACUCAAUGUUUUAUUUUCAUAUCAGGAACAGCAGCUUUUAGCCCAAACACCAUCAGUUAACACUGUAGUAAUUAACCCCGCAUAGUAUUGGUGUAGAAAAGUUUUUAAAAAAAGAUUGCACCCAUAUAUGAUUUAUACCGUUUUAAAGGAAGAUGGACGUGUGUCUACCUUCAAUGGCUGUAUGACCAAUGACGAUAUGGGCAGUGGACAUCUACGUACGGGCUAUCUGCCCAUGGAUCGUGAUGAUGACGACAAGCAGUGUGUGAGAUGCGUACCAGCUUGCUUCAGGUGGUAAAGAGCCUUGAGACAAGAAUAACGAUGCGUAAAGUGUUUGUGGAACAUUUGUAGUUGUAGACAAGAUUUCCACAACACUUCAUUUUUUUUACAAUAUCCUUUGCAGCCUCAAAUGAUUGACCAUAUUGAACAACUCCCAUUGAUUGUAUAAAUCUGCUACACCAUAUGAGCUGGAAGAAACCAAUAUAACAUUUUCUCCCUGCUUUUUGUUAAUUGUAAAGACAUUUAUACGUAUGAUAACUUGCGUUUAUACACGGCACAAUAUCUCAUACAAGUCUAUUACCUGAAUACCAAAUUACCCAUGAGUGCUUGUACCACCUCUGGUGCACUUACACUCAAUGGGUGGCUUCAGCCCUCGUUAGUAAAAUGAGUACCUCUCUGGGAAGUUAAGUGUUCUUUGUAUGAACAGGAUGGCCUCCGCCAUGGGAAUGUGGAAUUUCGAAUUUCAUCAUUGUCAUCAAGGCUGUCAAUUGAGAUGAGUGAUGUUCCGUUAUUUGCGGAGGGAGACGAUUUUGCCUAUAUUAAACGACCCUUCACACUUGAUCAAUCACAAUUUGGCAUUAAGGACUUGAAUAUGAGCUUUCGGAAAUUCAGUAUUCACCAACCACGCUGCUUUUAAUCAUACAUAGUACAGUGUUUCACACGCGUACAUGAAGGUUUAAAAUGUAAAACGUGUGGACUUUACGAUUGCAUUUGGUAAGAAAUAUAAUAUGUAAAAUUGCAAGACGUAUUAUGCUACAAUUGGGCAUUUUAUUACAGAAUCUGAUACGUGUAAGAUGUACCUGUAAAUUCUUUGUUCGUCUUUUAUUUACAACUUUUUCUGAUAAGAAGCUUUUUAUACCCACAUGUAUAGUUGGUUUCUUGCUGGUGCGCACUGUAAAUGGAGUUUGCGUUGUGUAGAAUUAUUGGAAUUGCUGCAAGUCACUUGUCAUUUGAAGAAGUACAGUAUAUAGAGAGAUUAACUUUAAAGUCGUAAGUUUAAGAUACUUUAGAACGUCAUCUGUAAUACUUUAAGGCGCACCGUUGAUUACUUUUAAAAUUGCGUUUAAUGUUGUAAUAGCUUUCUUAAUAAGUAGCUUAAGUCCCCUUAUUUCAAUGCACAUUUGCUGUCUGUUGUGAGUGUCAGUGCUGCAGUGCCACUUUGAAAUUAUCAGAAUAAGCAACCCUAGGUCUCCCUACUAAUACUACUACCGUACCAGUUGUUACAGAACGCCAUACAUGUGGUGUAUAUUCCUUUAACCGGAACCUGUGCUAGUUAACGCUACCUUGCUCUAAGCACGCAAGUACGGCAUUAAAUUGUGCAGAGCGCCACCUCUUGGGGGUUUGAAUUGUCAUAAUCCACUGCUGCUUUUUAAUCUGCAGAGGCAUAUUAGAUGCGUAAUCUAUGGAUAAAGAAGACGCGAAUUCCAAAUCCCGUACAGCAUUUAUCUUUGAAAUUUAUUCUGCUGUAUUGUGGCCUGUAGCAUGUCCUGUAGAUUGUGUUAAUGAUUGAAAGCCUACGUUACUUGUGUUAAUGUGUGAGUUGAGUACGUUUUAGUUUUUACCUGUGGGAUGAAACAUGUUAUUUGAUGUUAUGUGUUUUUGCAAUUAUCUAUCGUUUGUAGGUUUGUUUUAUUUUCAAUGUGUACACAGUUGGUGGGCUUAUAGCAAGAUGCUUGGUGAUGAAUAAAAUGCAGUUCUUGUGGUCUGCCUUUACUCUGCUGUUAUAUUCAUGCCACCUGUCGCAUCAGGCAAGUGCCUCCGCUCAAAUUACGUCAGUGUCAAAACUGGCGACACUGACUACAACUGGAAGUGUGUCUGCACUGUUUACCAUUUCGAUUUGUGAAGGGGCUAAAUGUCGGAGGUUGCAGUAACUAGUGAAAUGCGUACGGUACUGUUGGUGAGAGCACAGCUGUAGAACUAACUCCACGAAGCUCAAAGUAGCCAGAUGAAAUGACGAUCGCAAUGGGAAUUUCAUCUCGCACGUAACAUUUUUUUUAUCCUGUGGAUUGAAUUUGAAAUUGGUUCGUAUUAGGCUGGUGUCAACCAAUCGACAUGAAGCUUUGAGAAGUAUCUUUAAUUAAGUGGCAGGCUUUCCUGGUCACGCAUACACGCAUUCUGCAUAGCCGAAAGAAAUAACAUCUCAUGCCAACUUGCACUAAGUAAUGUAAAUACACUUGUUGGGGGUGAGUUGGUGACCGGAUUGUUUCUCCAAUUUGUGUUAAGGUCGUGACUUUCCUGCGAGAUGUAUCUGGCUUUUAAGGAGGGGGGUGUGGGAUCUAUAAAUGACGAUAAAUAUUUUCAAAUGAGAGAUUUUACUUAAACCUACAUUGGAAAGUUUUGUUUAACACCCUUUGGAAUUUAAAUAAGCUGUUGGUGCUUUGGGCCUCGUUGUUUACGAUAACAAUGAACAUUUGGUUUAUAUAAAUUUUCUUAAGAAUUAAACAAUUAUUUUAUUGUUUCCCUUCUACGUGACUUUGCCGAAAGAACUAAGAAUAUGAAUCCCUGCAGUCACGAAAGCUUUAAAUCAAAAUUAAACAUUUGUUAAGAGGUUUUUAAUUGUGUGCCUUGUUAUUUUAUUUAGAUAACAUUGUUUUUUGGUAAAAUUUUGUUUUUGAUUCCAAGACAUUUGCUUUGAUUUUCGGUCCGAUCGUAAUUCUAAAUACUGCAUAACUAAGAAUUUUCAAAUAAACUCUCCGUUCAAACGUU
Molecule: messenger RNA, 7858 nt
Organism: Petromyzon marinus (sea lamprey)
Lineage: Eukaryota; Metazoa; Chordata; Hyperoartia; Petromyzontiformes; Petromyzontidae
Product: ceramide transfer protein-like
Biological process (GO): ER to Golgi ceramide transport
Molecular function (GO): lipid binding
Source: RefSeq, a predicted model, not a curated record